AUGGUGAAGCCAACAAGAGGAUUGCGCCAAGGAGACCCGCUUUCGCCUUAUAUCUUCAUACUCUGUAGCGAGGUCCUCUCAGGCCUGUGCCACAGAUCACAAGAGGAGGGGAGGCUGCUGGGGAUAAGAGUAUCGCAGAGAAGCCCUAGAGUGAACCAUCUGCUCUCUGCAGAUGAUACGAUGAUCUUCUGUCAGGCGAACCAAAAAAGCGGUAACGAGCUAUUGACGAUCCUCAAGAAGUACGAGAGUGCAUCGGGACAACAGAUAAAUCGACAAAAUUCAGCCAUCACGUUCUCGGCAAAAACGAAUAAUACAGUGAAGCAGCAGGUAAAAAAUGCCCUGGGAAUACAACAAGAAGGAGGAAAUGGGAAGUAUCUAGGCCUUCCAGAGCAUUUUGGCAGAAAGAAGAAAGACCUCUUCAGUCGCAUAGUGGAUAGAAUCAAACAGAAGGCGCGGAGCUGGUCAACAAAGCGCCUCUCUUCAGCUGGAAAGCUUACCAUGCUCAAAUCCGUCCUAGCCGCGAUGCCAACUUACACUAUGACCUGUUUCAAACUACCUGUAUCGUUGACAAAGCGGAUACAGUCAGCUUUGACCAGGUUUUGGUGGGAUGGGAACGAUGAACAAAGGAAAACUAGCUGGAUAGCGUGGACAAAAUUGGUUAAAUCAAGAAAAGAGGGAGGGCUAGGCUUCAAAGACUUACAAUGUUUCAACAAUGCGCUUUUGGCAAAGGUGAGCUGGCGGAUCCUCACAAAACCGGAUUGUCUUCUCGCACGAAUCCUACUGAGCAAAUAUAGCCACGACACCACAUUCCUGGAAAGUAGAACCCCGGCAAUGGCAUCCCAUGGUUGGAGAGGGAUCUGUCUGGGUAGAGACCUGCUCAAACCACAUGUGGGAAAGGCAAUUGGAGAUGGGAGAGAAACCAGGAUAUGGAAUGAUGCCUGGCUCUCACUGGAAGAGCAACAGAGACCAAUAGGACCACCUCCUGAAGCGUCAACAGAUAUGUUAGUGGCGGAUCUAAUGACAUCAAACACAAAGAGGUGGGACAUAGAGAAGAUACGAAAUAUCGUCCCGAGAGCAGAAGCAGACAUCAGGGAAUUAAAGACAAGCAAAAGGGGAGCAGCAAGAGAUUCUUACAUCUGGCUGCCAACGGAGACAGGAGAGUACACAGCAAAGUCCGGCUACUAUGAAUGUCUGAAACAAAACCCGGAAGAGAAAAUCAACGAGCAGGAAGCCCAAGGAGAAAGAUUCAACUGGCUAAAAUCCAUUUGGAACAUAAGAAGCUCACCAAAAACGAAGAUGUUCAUGUGGAAAGCAAUGAACGGAGCACUGCCGGUGGGUGAAACUCUCAAAGCGAGAAACAUCAACACUACGGUCCGGUGCCCAUAUUGUGGAGAGGAGGAAACAACAAUGCACCUGUUUUUCCACUGCAGCUUUGUAGAACAAGUAUGGAGGUUAGUGCCCUGCAAAGACCAAAUUGAUCCAAUGAGCGUACAAGACAUACAAGCAGGGAUCGAAUUGGCACCACAUAUCAUUUGCUUACCACCUACGGGUAUUGGUGAGGGCCCUCUCCUUCCUUGGCUAGUGUGGAGGAUCUGGAUCGUGAGAAAUCUGCUUAUCUUCAAAAGAAAGAGCCAAUCGGCAGAGGAGAUUGUGACCCAAGCAGUGAGCUAUGCGAGAGAAUGGCAAGCGGCACAACAAAGGAAGAGCAAGCAAGAAACGAAGACACCCAACCAAUUCCGCUCCAUCAGACAGAUCCCAAGAGGAAACUGGACGACAUUCAAAUCGGAUGUGGCAUGGAAAGAGGAGAAUAAGGUAGCGGGACUGGGAUGGAUCAUCUACAAUGGAAUCAACACCAACAGAGAGGAGAUUUUGCUCCAGGGAUCGAGCACACAACGAUUUGUCAAAUCGCCGUUAUCAGCUGAGGGGUUGGCUCUACUCACGGCGCUUCACAAGGCAAAGGACCUUGGAAUCAAAAACCUCAUCGUCGCCUCAGAUUCGCAGCAGCUAAUCAAGGCUAUCAACAAGGAGAUCUCCACAAAAGAACUCCACGGGAUUCUUCACGACAUCCUGGAUUUGGCUUUAGUUUUUGAGAAAGUACUUUUCGUUUAUGUUCCACGAGAGGAGAAUCGUCAAGCAGAUGUUUUGGCAAAACAAGCUUUGAUCGAUUUUGUAAUCUGA
Microthlaspi erraticum is the source of this 2178-nucleotide messenger RNA. The record is from the annotation of a GenBank genome assembly. Lineage: Eukaryota; Viridiplantae; Streptophyta; Magnoliopsida; Brassicales; Brassicaceae.